This is a messenger RNA of Parnassius apollo (apollo), 2352 nucleotides long. NCBI's taxonomy places the organism in Eukaryota, Metazoa, Arthropoda, Insecta, Lepidoptera, Papilionidae. The record is from the annotation of a GenBank genome assembly.
AUGGGUACAAGCAAAUAUUUUAGAAAAGGUGACAUGGAUGCUUCUGAUAUGGACGAGGAGUAUUUAGAUGAUCCAAUAACGCUAUAUGAUUUCGAACAAAUCAGAUUUGGAUGUCACACGCAACAAGUUAAAGGGACAUUUUUUGAUAUCGAAAGAAACAUAGAACUGUUAGAGAAGUGCCGAACUUUAAGUAUUCAAAUUGUUGACUGUGUCAAAUAUCCCUUAUACUAUAAAUCAAAAACAACUAUAAAAUAUGAUUCCGUUUAUGAAAAAAAUAACGCUUUUGACAAAGUAAUUGAAGUUCAUCAAGAGAAGUUUCUUGAUGAGUCCCUAAGUGCAGAUAAUAUUGAUGACGUACAAUUUCAAUUUAAUUGUCCUAAAAGCACUGUGAACUGUAGUCCUAAGGUGGUUUCUAACGAAGACAAAGGGAAUUUUAAGGGAAAUAAAAAUUUUACAUCUGCAAACACAAGUAUUUGCCAAAAGUUAACUUUACAGGAAAUGUCAAGUGGUAAUUCACAUAUUGAUUUUAAAAAGAACAGAGGCUUAAUAGGUCUGAAAAUAAUACGUAAAGAUAGAUUAGUAGAUCAAGGAAAAAAUUCUGCAUUAGAGGAGUGUUCAACAAAUAAAAUGGAAUUUGGUUGUCAUCCGUCUUUGAUUGCUAACAAAAACACAAUUACACACGAAGAGGGGAAUUUUUUGUUGCACGAUCAAGAAAAAUAUUUUAAGGACAACAAUAUAAAAGAAAAGACGAAUAACAAAAAAAAUCCUAAAUUAAAAUUUACAGGUUGCAAAACAACGAAUAUUAAAGAAACUCCAAAAUAUGAUAUAUAUUUUGAUAAAAAUAAAUGUAUUGAAAGUAAAAAAAUAAUACAAGAGACAAAAGAAACUUUCAUUGCAAAUAGCGUUAAGCAACAUAAUAAACCAAUCGAAGUCAAGGAAGUAAGGUCUAAGUCACCAAUUUUUCCUUGUAAAAGCAUAAAAACAUGUCAAAAUACCACAAAUACUAAAGAAGAAUUAUUAAAAAGUCCUAAUAAGUAUAACGAAAAUUUUUAUAAUAGCAACAUAUUAAACAAAAACCAAAAAGAUAACUUAAAGUAUUUUGAUAAAUCACCAAAGAAGCAAAAUAAUCUAGAAAAGUCUCAACAAAGACAAGAAAAAUACCAUGAAAUAGCAAUUGAAUUCCAAUCAAAUAUUACUCCCAAAAAUAUCAAUAAUCAUUUAUCAUUUAAUGAACGCCGAAUGAGAAAUGAGGAAUAUAAUUUAUCUAAUGUUGCCAAAUCAAUUGACAAAGAGUGUGUGUUGUUAAAUCAACAAGAGCAAGAUGUAUUUCAGGAACAUUCAAGAUUAAAUAAUGUUGUUAGAAAACUCAAUAAAAUGAAUAUUAUGCACGAAAAUAAAAAUAAUAAAAACAAAAUUAAUAAUAUAGAACUAAAAAAUCAAGUGAAAUGUUAUACUAAUUCUCUUGAAAAGGGAUUGCAAAUUAAGAAUGAAGUUAUUUCCGGUGAAAUUCACACGAAUGUAAAGAAUAAUAUGCCUUUAACAGGUCAUCAGAAAAUCUUAGUCAAUGCAAUACCAUCUACUCCACAGAGACAUCACAUAUACAAUAAUAUUUCGAGUAAUUGUUCAUUAGGUGUAAGCGAUGGGACCUUAAUGCAGUCAGAUAACAGUGCUUAUAUUCCAACUUCUCAGGUUCAAUUUUUACCGACAUUAGGGUCAAUAAAAGCUGUCAGACACCAAAUACCUCAUAGACAUUUUCGUAUUCAACCUGUCUCUGAUAUUUUGCUCAGUUCUUUGAAGAUACAGAAUCAAAGUAUCCCUUAUCCACAUUUGAUAAGACGAAAAAAAUUUGGGAAGAAAUAUAUACUAGGCAUGUCUAAAGCACCUGAGUUACAACUCACAGAUAAAAGUGACGACAGCGACGCAAAUACUUUUAAAAGAAUCGUCGAGGGAUCGGACGGUAUUGCUAAAAUAAACUCCAAACUUUUAACAGGUGUGGAAAAAAUAAAGGAAAUAAAAAGAGAUGCAUCGAGUGUGCUCAAAAUAAAUCAUAAUAAAGGCUCAAGACAAAUAAAGCCAACCAAAGGCUACUCUGCACCAAUUUUACCAAUUCCAACCUUUGAUUUAUUUUUUACAGAAAUAGUUGCAUCUAAGGGUCAAGCUGUAAGUGAAAGUAAAGACAUUCAAGAAGAUAAAAAUGUCAGUCUCCUGGAACGACCGCCAAAGAGCUCACAGCUCAGUGCUCCUUUAAGGAAAAGGAAAUUAGAUAUUACGACUAUAAGCGAAAACCAGUCGAAGAAGAAAAUUUCUUUGAAUGAAUAUAAUAGAGUAAAAGUAAAAAAUAUGACGCGGUAA